Musa acuminata AAA Group (dessert banana) is the source of this 1668-nucleotide messenger RNA. RefSeq lists its product as uncharacterized. The record is from RefSeq and is a predicted model, not a curated record. Gene Ontology annotation, molecular function: guanyl-nucleotide exchange factor activity; translation initiation factor activity. The coding region runs from base 115 to 1299 and encodes 394 amino acids. Gene Ontology annotation, biological process: translational initiation. The transcript has 5 exons. Gene Ontology annotation, cellular component: eukaryotic translation initiation factor 2B complex. Lineage: Eukaryota; Viridiplantae; Streptophyta; Magnoliopsida; Zingiberales; Musaceae.
UUGCUAUCUUUAGAGACCUUUUGCUGCCUCCGUCUCCUCUUCUCUCUCCACGACUGGAAACCAAGUAUAGAGGAGAGAGAGAGAGAGAGAGAGAGAGAGAGAGAGAGGGAGGAGAUGUGGGGGCGGUCCGCUUCUUUCCUUCUCGACAAGCGCCUUCGCGACCAACACCCCUCCCUCUCCUCCCCUUCUUCCUCAUCUCCCGACUCCACCAUGGACCUCAACCCUAAUCCUAACCACGGGGUCUCCGCCUACUACCAGACGCGGGCGGAGCAUCACGCCAUCGUCAGCAGCGACUGGCUCGCCCAGGCCCAGGCCGCCGUCGAUCGCGAAGACGAUACCGCCCUGACGGAGAGGCCGCACGCCUCUGCCGCCGUCUCGCUCUCUGCCUCGAAACCCUUCAGCGUUAUCGACGAGUUCAACUACUGGCGGAAGAAGCCCGACCUCGCUGAAGCCGUCGCCGCCAUCAUGGCCCUUGCCGCCGUCAUCCGCUCCUGCGAGGCUACCACCAUGAUGGAGCUCGAGAUCGAGCUCAAGAAGGCCUCCGACACGCUAAAGUCUUGGGACACAACUUCUAUAUCAUUGUCAGCCGGUUGUGAUCUGUUCAUGCGAUAUGUAACCCGAACUUCUGCUGUGGAAUAUGAGGACUUCCAUGCUGCAAAGCUUCGGUUGAUUGAACGAGGGGAAAAAUUUGGAGAGAUCUCCAUGAAGGCACGCCGCACAAUUGCAAUGCUUGGACAGGAUUUUGUAUUUGAUGGUUGCACAAUUUUAGUUCAUGGUUUUUCAAGAGUAGUAUUGGAAGUUUUGAAGCUGGCAGCAUCAAAUAGAAAACUCUUCAGAAUCUUCUGCACAGAGGGCAGACCUGACAAGACAGGCCUUAGAUUAUCCAAAGAACUUGCAGCACUCGGUGUUCCUGUCAAGCUUCUAAUUGAUUCUGCAGUGGCUUAUGCAAUGGAUGAGGUUGACAUGGUAUUUGUUGGAGCUGAUGGGGUUGUUGAAAGCGGAGGUAUCAUCAACAUGAUGGGAACAUAUCAAACUGCAUUAGUCGCUCAUAGCAUGAACAAACCUGUUUAUGUAGCUGCUGAAAGUUACAAGUUUGCGCGCCUAUAUCCAUUGGACCAGAAGGACCUGGAACCUGCACUUCACCCGAUAGACUUUGGUGUUCCCAUCCCAUCAGGGGUUGAGGUUGAAACAUCUGCGAGGGAUUACACCCCACCUCAGUACCUCACGCUGCUUUUCACUGAUCUCGGUGUUCUUACACCUUCCGUUGUGAGUGAUGAGCUUAUUCAACUCUACCUCUAAACUAUGGAGCAAUUACUUACUGCUUGUGAGAUUGAUUACCUUAAGCAUAGUAUUUCAAGCUGCUGAAGAAAAGAGAGCAAAUCUAUGCAGUCAUCCCCUUGUUUUAUCAAACUACUUGUUCAUUAGGAAUGUCUCAUACCCCGCUAUAUGCUCAGGGUGUAAAAUCUAUGCAGUCAUCCCCUUGUUUUAUCGAACUACUUGUUCAUUAGGAUUGUAAUUUUAGAACUGCUAUAUGCUCUUCCCAAGUGAGGGGAGUAUCGUCUGAUUUUGUGGUUCAAUCAUUGAAUUGUUUUUAUUUCUGUUGAGAAACGUAGUGCAGUGGAUGAAAACUUUUCCAUCUUUUAUGAAAUAUCACGGAGGAAUGGAGUA